Messenger RNA from Porites lobata, 13495 nucleotides. The record is from the annotation of a GenBank genome assembly. NCBI's taxonomy places the organism in Eukaryota, Metazoa, Cnidaria, Anthozoa, Scleractinia, Poritidae.
GGGUGCCGCCGAUUAAAAUUUAUUUCACCUGCGGAUAACCGCCGACUCGUGAAUCACGCUAUUUUGAAUCGUUCUACCGGUAUUCACGGAUCAUGUCAUCAUUUUUGUGCCAUGGAGAGGGACUGUGUGUCAGUUAACAUUAGUCCUGUCUUAAAUGACACAGUGGUGUGUGAAUUGAAUGAUGCUGACGCCCUACAAAAUCCAGGUGAUCUUAAGGUGACACCAGGCUGGACCUAUAGGGGAACAGAGGUUAGGAACACUUUCAUCAGCUAGUCAUGUCUGAUUCAUACGGCUUAAUCCAAAAAGCUAGCAAUUAGCGCCCUAAUUAGAUUGGAGCAGGUCGAAAAUGCAAAGGGGGAAACAAGAGAGACACGACACAGAAAAUUCCUCGCUUUACAAGUCUCUGUGCCCGAUAUUUACUUAGUAUUUUGCUUGUAUAACGCCCGGGGGUGGGGGGGGGGGGGUACUGCCAUAUAUGGGCUAUAUAGGUAUGUGCCGCUGUGAAGGGUAUGGUUUUCAAGCAGUUUACUCUAGGAUAGGGUAUAUGAAUAAGAGCGUUUGGCUCUAGAAUAGGGUAUCAUUUUUCAGGAAACUGAUCAUUUGGUUGAAGAUUUUAUCUAGACUAGGUAAUCGGCUCCUGACUAGGUACACAGCCACUGUAGGAUAGGGGGAUUUAGGGAGUUUACUCUAGUAUAGGGUGGCAAAAUUCAGCUGAACUGGCUCUGGUAAAGGUUAAGGGUUCCAGGCUCCCAGCGGCACAUCCCCACCCAGAAAUUCCUAAAGUGCCCCCCCCCCCCACCCCCGGGGUAUAACGCUCUUUAUUUGUUUGUUUUUCGUAACUUCGUAACUUCUUCCGUCUGACAACAAACCAAUUAGCUAACCAGGCUGAAUUUGGUAACAGCAAACGCCCUUGACUUUAAAUCUAAGAGUCCCUUACAACAUGUACAUUUUUUAACUUGUUUUUGUUUUAUUAAAUUCCAAGGAUUUCUCUUUUCAUUAGAAUAUGUGCUCCAGUAACCCGUGCUUUAACAACGGGGAAUGCCUGAAUGGAUUCACUGAUAAGAAAUAUCUCUGCUUGUGUCCAGAGGGUAUUGGUUAUACUGGUGAAAAAUGCAAUAACGGUAAGAAUGAACGGACUAACAGACGUUUUUAUGCGCGAUGAGGAUACCCAAUACUUUGAUCCCAACUGGGUUACCGUAUUUAUUCGAUUAACCGCCCUGGGCGCUUAUUAAAUUUUUUGACCUUGAGAGUGGGCGCUUAUUCGAGGUGGGCGCUUAUUAAAUUUUCACCAUUCUCAGCAAGUGUAGUAGUAUAUUUUGCAACAAUACAGUAAAUGCUAAUUACAAAAAGCGAAGGUGUAACAAAGCAAGGUUUCUGUAAAGUACUCUGAAGGAAACUCCGUCUUAGGGAGGGUCUCUUAUUAUCUCUUAUUGGAGUUUUGUGGGAGGGAGUGGGGUGGGGUGGGCGCUUAUUCGAGGCUGGGCGCUCAUUAACUUUUUCUGCCUUUGGGAUGGGUGCUUACUCGAGGUGGGCGCUAAUUCGAGGUUGGGCGCUUAAUCGAAUAAAUACGGUAAAUACUGUUUAUAUGACAUUAGUUAUUUUAGCGCCACAUGAAAUCUUAAUUACAAUUAAUGAAACUGCUUUUACCGGCCAUUGGUCAGACGACUGGCUAUCUGACUUCUGCACUCACCAUGGAUCCUAUGGGUUCCUGGAGCGAGUUGUUCCAACGACGAUUCGUUCUACUGGUACCACGACAACAACCUCGUUUCCAAGGUUCUCUCCCACUCGUCCCUGGUAACGACGUCGCCAGGACAACUCAUAAUGACUUUUGUUUGAAACAUGAGUUUGUAGAGGAGGUUGGUUAAUAACAAAGAGCAGGAACAAAUCAGUAAACAAUAUGGUGCUGCUGUAUAUGUUGCCAGUGGGCGCAUCAAUUGACAGAGCUUUGAAUCUUUUCUAACCGUUAAUACAUUGUAAUUAAAUCAAACUAAAAUAUGGCAAUAUUUUAAAAUACUUUAUUUGAGGUUGUCCACGGCGUGAAGUCCAAAAAGCGAAUCUUCAUUUUAGAUAAAUAAACAACAACAACAACAAUGUAUUUAUUUAAAGAAAUAUAAUUAAAGUUACAAUACUUUAUGUCCUGCAAAUAGCUAUAAUGCUAAUCUAGGCAGGACAAGACUUUAAAUAAGAAAAAAGACUGAAAAGAAAAGAAAUACAAUAACAUACAAAAAGAAACACCUUACAUAUAAAUUCAAGGACAGGGGAUUUUGUUAUUUGAAAAAGACUAAAUUACAACUGGAGGUACAUACGACAUAUCAGGUUAACUUCAUAAAAUAUUCUAUUAAAUAAUUAACAUUCAAAUAAUUAUCUUCAUUACCUAGAACAUUAAGGAGUAGUGAUUUAAUUUUUUUACGAAAAUUAGAUAUGUUGACUGGAAUCGAAUUCCAAUUAGACACAGCAAUUAAUUAGUAAAAGAUUUUUUCAUUUUUUUAGUUCUAGAGAAUUUGACAGAGAAACAUUCUUUUGCAGAUAAUCGCGUAUUACAACGAUGUUUUGUAUUGAUUUUCGCAAACUUAUCGAGAAGACAUUUAGGAGCUGUCUUAGCAUGAACGUCAUGCAUUAAAUAGCUUAAAUGCCGGACUUCAUAACGUAAGGCUGCACUAAACCCAGGAUUGGAGUGCUUCGAAGUACACUUUGCCGUUGAUUAAUAGUAAAUCACUCUAUCACUGUAAUCUAAGUCUUGUUGUAUUAGCCUGUUUUUUUUGUGCAUGCAUGUUGUUGUUUCGCAUUUAGACAUCAACGAAUGCGAGGACGGCAGUCAUAACUGUGAUAAGAAUGCAAACUGUACAAACACCGUUGGCUCCUUCAUCUGUACGUGUAAUCCGGGAUUUCAGGGAAACGGACAGUCAUGCACAGGUAUAAACCCUCAGAGCUAGCUAGCUUAUGAGUAUCAAUCGCAAAUAACCAAAUUAAAACAUUAUUACUUGAAGGUAUCUACCAAAAUUAAAUUUACGAUGAGCACAUUUCCUUAAAUGAAAAGUUUCACGAGGCAGAAAGAGAUUCGGCCUUUUCCUCCGGCUUAAGGGAGUGUGCGUGCACUAUUGAAAUGCGAUCUAAACUGUAUUUUAGUUGUAUUUUCUGCGUCGAAACGAAGGCGACCUAAUACUGGGCUUUUGCUCUAUUUUUAUUUUUAAUAUAUUUUUGAAAAGCGAGGUUAAAGAAAGCAAGAGGACAAACGACGACAUGCUUUUGUUGUGCAAGGUUUUUUGAAAGCGUACUUAAAUGCUCUCAAGUGGAAACUUUUUAUACUGAAUUUAACCAUCCAUCUGGUCCAUUGUAUCACAGGCGAUUCCACCAAGAACACUGGCAACCAAAAUGUAUCUCUAAGUAUGACUUGUCGACGCUGGCUAGUGUGCGGGCGGUAUGGAAAACGUUAAAUUGGCAAAUGUAAAUAUUGUACGAAUAUUAAUGUGAACAAUUAACAUACGACAUUAAGAUGCUAUGAUUUUUGUAAAAGAAAGGUUUUAGAUGGGCCGUGAUCAGUGCCUUAGAACUCAGCCCGUAACUGUGUCAGGUAAUGCUGUAUUAUUUUUGGCGCAGAUUAUGAUGAAUGCAGUAACAGAAGUCGUAACUGCCAUGAGAAUGCAACAUGUAUUAAUACCGCUGGAUACUUUGAAUGCAUAUGUAACCCAGGGUUUACUGGAAAUGGGCGUAUCUGUGCAGGUAAAAUUGCCUUUUUUCUCAUUUUUAUGUUGCUGUUGUUCUUGGUUCUUCUUUGUUUGUUACUGUCAGUUUUGUUUUGUUCGAAGAAGGAUACUAAAUCCCAUUUAGUCUUUUAGAAUGUACUUAUUAAGUUUUUUUUUUCUCAUCUUCAGAGAAUAAUAGCGUAUUUAAGAACCUAAAUAUAAUAGCCUAAAUUUGUGCUUAUAAAUUGCCGCCAUAUACAAAGUUUGAACCUCUUUACGCCGUACAUGUACAAUGCAUCAACUCUUUGCCGGCUCAGUCCCAACUCUCUCUCUCUCUCUCUCCUUCUCCCUCCCCUUCUCCUUCCAUCUCCCCCUCUACCGUGCCCCCUCUCCCCUGCCCCCUCUUUUUUUAGUGGUCUCUCCCGCUACAGUUAAACGACUUCUUUAACCUUUUUUGAAAUAAUUGUAGGCUGAGUUACCACUUUUCUUGUGUGUGUUUGCAUUUUUAUCAAGGUUGUGGCAUCAAUCUGCGCCACUUUGAACAAUAUCAAGAUUUGCUGACCAAAGGGGGUCGCGAUGUUGAAAACUUCACCAUCAACGGAAGUCUGUUUCUUGCCUUUGCGAACCAUUUUGACGACGUUGAACAAUGGCGCACAAAUUCUUUUAUCUACAAAAUGAAUCCUUCGACGGAACAGUUCGUUCUUUACCAAACCAUAAACAGUGUUGGGCCCUAUGACAUCGAGUAUUUCAAUAUUAGUAAUACACAUUAUUUAGCUAUUGCUAGCCACCAUGAUGGUAUCACCUACCGCUUGGAUUCUGGUAUUUUCCAGUGGAAUGGAGACCAGUUUGUCCCUUUCCAAAGUAUUGCAACAAACGGGGCAGGAUCAUUUACGUCUUUUAAGAUAAUGGAAGAAUCGUUUCUCGCUGUUUCGAAUUUUUAUAACGAUACUUCACACUUUAUCAGCUCAACUGUUUACAAGUGGAACACUAACAAGUUUGUAAAACAUCAGGAGAUACAGACCGAGGGGGCUUUAUCGGGUGAAGCAUUUGAAAUUAACAACGAAACAUUCUUUGUUUUUGGGAAUUACGCCAACUCUAAGAACGGUCAAUUCGUCAACUCUACCGUCUAUAAAUGGUCUGGUAGGUACUUCACUAAAUUCCAGUCACUGGAGUCGUUUGGAGCAUGGCAUGUGGAAUUUUUCGAGAGCAAUGGAGAUACCUUCCUUGCUUUCGCUAAUCAUCACAACGGCACUACUUAUAACCUCGAAUCCUUCAUAUACAAGUGGAAUGGAAGCAAGUUUGUACUGUUUCAAUCCAUUCCUACCCGUGGAGCCUCUGCGUUGUAUCCAUUUGUUGUGUGUGGUCAAAUGUUCGUUACUGUUGUCAAUUACUACGAUCAACAGAAGACUGUUGAGCGGUAUAGCACUACAUCAGAUGUGUACCAGUUCACUGGGGGGCACUUUAUCAAAUAUCGAGAGAUUCCCACCCUAGCGGCCACUGCUGUAACAGCAUUCGAGUUCAAAAAUCAAGUUUAUAUUGCUAUUGUAAGUUAUUAUAGCGAGAUUGACAACAAAUACAGAAUAAACAGCAAGUUGUUCAAGUGGAUCUAAACUGAUAAGAUAACGACUUCCGAAACAUUUCCCUUAAGUGAUCUCAUCACGCUGCUCCGACCUCAGUAACGGCGGAACGAGGGCGUUGAUUGUUGGAGGCUAGCUUUGACUACAUUCUAAAUAAAUUGACUGUAAUUCUUUAUCGACACUAUAUGCUAACAAUCUAGCUUGACUCCAUAAUAUUCUAAAUAACCCAAGAAUCAAAUCAUACUCACGGCCCGGGGGCGUACUUUAGGAAUUUCUGGGUGGGGACGUGCCGCUGGGACCUUGGAACCCUUAUCCUAUACCAGAGCUAGUUCAGCUGAAUUUGGCUACCCUAUACUAGAGUAAACUCCCCAAAUACCUCCUAUCCUGGGGUAGCUGUUUCCCCAGUCUUGAUAAAAUCUUCAACCAACUGAUCAGUUUCCCGAAAAAUGAUACCCUAUUCUAGACCCAAACGCUCUGAUUUAUAUACCCUAUCCUAGAGUUAACGGCUUGAAAACCAUACCCUUCACAGCGGCAGAUACCUAUAUAGCCCAUUUAUGGCAGUACCCCCCCGGGACUCACGGUGGGUGCUUUCCAUUUUGAAAAAAAAAAAGUCAGCAACCAGAGGAAUGCUCAAGAGAAAAUAGAACGACAUUGUUCGAUUAAAUCAAAAUUUUCAGUCGAAUCGACGCGAUCCAUUUGCGUUUCGAUCGAAACUGUGAUUACUGCUUAGCAUAUUAAAAAGCAGGACUAGAAAGGAGAAUUUUUGGAAAUGGAACGACAAGUUUCGUUCGAAAGAGAGCCACCUCUGGAGGUGGACCACAAAUUUCCACGCGGACGGAAGCGGCGUUCCACUUAUUUCUCGACCGAAAUUUUUUUAGACGUAAUGAAAAGCACUCGGUAUAUGCAUAACAACUGAGUUCUUGAUGUUGCACUAAUUGUAAUCAUUUAUAACCCAGCGUUUAUAAAGAGUCGCCUGAAUUAUAAAUAAGUACACAGUAACUUGUGACACAGCCUAUCAUCUAUUUCAUGGACACCCAACGACCAAAUGUUUUCAAAUUCGUCAGAAGUGUCUCAAUUGGUUUUCUUUUCGUUUAAGAAGCCUGUUUAGUUUAUUUGGAGCUGCCCUAAAAACCAUUUAAUAUCUGUUUUUGUGUCUUAGGAGACCUUUGGUAGUCACUUUUUCGUCUCAUUCAAAACUGUUAUAGCUGUCCUGAUGGGUGCGAGGUUAAAAGUUCGAGGACAUGGAGUAUACGUACUUUCAUAAGAAAUUUCUAAGGCACUUGAUGUCUUAGUAAAAAUAACUGCAAUAUCUUGCACGGUUGAUGUAAAAUGUGCGCAUAAAAAAUUUGACGUAAAUCAUCGAACAACUCUGAAUAUCUCAAACGAAUGGACCCGCGUUAUCCAGAAAUUUUAACUUUUCUCGAACUUAAGAAAUUUCUAGGCAAAAUUUGCUCCCUCGAGCAGUUUUUUACAGAGAAAAGUCGUCAUUCCCCAUGCAGCUGUUUGAAACCACGAUCUGAUGCACAACUACAAUCCCAGAGGUUUUUCUUUAAUUUGUUCUCCGUUCAAGAAAACAUCUCUGGAACCUGCAGGGUAAUGCACAACGUUUGCAGAAUGAAAAAUCCUAGCAUAGACCUAAGUAUCCGUAGCGAUCUGUCAAGCAGACCGUAAGAACUACGACACGUUGCACAAGCGCGACACACGUGUCUCAUUGUCGCGUGGUUUGUCUUUUUUUUUUUUUUCGCCACGACCCUGAUAUCGGUAACAGGCUAAAUUGUUCCUUGCGUAGUAGUUAUCAUGGCGUUUCUCUGCCCUUACAUUUCCUACUGGGCUUAGAAAAAUUUCUGAUCUAAAUUCUAUUGAAAUGAUUCAUAAGACAUUAAUUAUUUAUUAAAUCGGCUUUGGGCCAUACAAUUUACUCCAUAAUUAUCAAUCCUGUCCUUGUCUGUUUGUUAUUGCCCAAUAAACAAGCGCACAAGGGAGGGGUGGGGGAAAGGAUUGCAGCCAAAUUGUAAAUAGUCAUAUUCUUAUUACCAGGCAAAAACAUAAAGGGGAGGUUUUAUAUAUUACUUUCUAAAAAUUGGGUAUCAUUGCGAACUCGCGCAAAGUAAUUGACAGCUCUCUUUGGCUCGAUUUGAUCUGUAGAGAGGGUACUCUACCUAUUUCGCUUAGGUAUAGGUUCAAACCUGUUUUAUUCUUCUUCUUCUUUUUAUUCUUCCUUAUUUCAGGCCCCGUCCACACGUAUCCGGAGAUUUUUGUAUCCGCAAAUUUUUUUAUGCGGAUACAAAAAUAUCUGCGUCCACACGUAGCGUAUACGAAUCGUAUACGACCGUCCACACGUAUCCGAUUCGUAUUCGGACAUCUCAAAGGAUUAGUCAACAGAGCAUGCGCAUUAAGACUGGUUCUGAUACUGUGACGUCAGCGUAUACAAAAAUAUACGGAUACGAGCGUCCACACGUAUCCGGAUACACAGCGUAUACAGAAAUUUCCACUCUGGAGAGCGUAUACAGAAAUCUCUGGAUACACCGAGCGUAUACGGCAGACACUUGUGGACGCUAGGUGUAUCCGCAUAAAAAAAUUUGCGGAUACAAAAAUCUCCGGAUACGUGUGGACGGGGCGUCAGUCUCUGUUUUGACCAGUCUGCUUAAGCUGCGUUUACGCAUGGCUGCUAUUGUCUUUUACAAAGCCUAAAGAGAUUCAUACUGUAUGUACAUCUUCCGAAUUCUCAAGAUGUACAUUGCCGGCGUCAUAAUCUUUUUUUACUUUCAUACCCGGUACAGUGCCUUUUAAUCCUAGCUCUGAAAAUGUAUGAGCCAAGCAUGCUGUCUCACUCAAAUCACUAAUAAAAAUGUUGUCCAAGUCACGAAUUUUACUAAUCAAUCCUUUUUAUGAAUAAUUUAUAUCCUAAAAGCAAUCUGUGUUUAAGAAUAAGUUAGGUUUUGCAAAUGUAUCAGUAAGUUGACGUUGGCUUUCAGUAAACUGGUCUCUCGCGAACUCACACUGGGUGUUGCUAUAAUGGUGACUUGGAACUUAGAAGUAGUUUUGCUGUUGGUUUGUACUCUUUGGGGCCCUAGUGUAUAUUGCAUCUCAGCAGCAAAUCAAGGUGACUUCAGUGAUCUAAUACAUUCAACAUAAAGAAUUUUGUUAUGUUUAUUUUCCGGUCUAUUCACUGACCUAACGUAGUACACGGGGUUCCACCUGUGUUUUUUAAGCCUCCAAUAUACAGAUUUUGGUUUUUAUAAAAUCUCUUAAGACUGAAUAACCCUUUAAAAAUUUAAAAAAAAUUACUCAGUUACAAUUACGAUAUUUCUCUGUUAAAAAAUAAAACGGUAUAUUUAAAAUUGUAUUUCACACUGCUGCAGGUUUUAAAAAGCGCUCUCUUUUUAAAACAUAGCGGCUGUUCUCAGGUACUCGGGCUCGGCGCUUUUAAUUUUUACCUGUCCCGGCAAGGAGAACCCGAAAAUAGGUUACUUUACCCUAAAACAUUUCAAGUAGUUGCCGAGAGGCACCAAAAUGUCUUAAAGGAAUAUUUCUCUGGAAAUUUCAAGUUGUUGAUGUAAAUUAAAACCAAUUUGCUGUGUUUUGUUAAUUAUGGUAGCUGGAUGUCGCCACUUAAAGUUUAUUUCACCUGCCGAAAACCGUCGACUUGAAGGUCAUGUGAUUUGGAAUCAUUCUAUCGGUAUUCACGGGUCAUGUCAUCAUUUUUGUGCCAUGGAGAGGGACUGCGUGUCAAUCAACAUUAGUCCUGUUUUAAAUGACACAGUGGUGUGUGAAUUGAAUGAUGCUGACGCCCUACAGAAUCCAGGUGAUCUUAAGGUGACACCAGGCUGGACCUAUAGGGGAACGGAGGUAAGAAAUAAAAGAUAUUGGAUAUUGCAAUACAUCUUUUUUGUCAUUUCUAGGUAGCUACAUGUAUUUCCGAUGCAAGCGGCUGGGCUAUAAACUAAGAUGUAAAGGGCAUUUAAUUAACAAGAAAGGCAUGACGCCGAGAAUCCCUCUUUUAACACCAAUUUUGUAGCCUGUUAUGCGCGUUUGUUUGUUUGUUGAUUUUGUUAAAUCAGUGUUUAGCUCAAUUCUUCCGUCAACAAAUUUAUAACUCACCUGGAUGCAGUUGACGCUUUCGUUGCAUAAACAACUGUUUCAAGUUAUCAACAAACGCGGUUCAUACUUAAAGACCUUGAAUUUCCUGAAUCUUAUAAGUCAAAAUUUCCGUGUUCCUAAAACCCUCACUUUCAAAAUGAGGCCAAGUGCUCAACAUUUCUUGUGAAAAUGAGUUUUAUAUACAUGAGAAUGAAAAGUCAAUUCCAUGUCAAAGGCUGAGCACUUUACCUAGUCUAGAUACAGAGGCCCGGGGGAACUCGGAAAUGGCCUAUUACAAUAUUUUUUGUAAGAAAGAAGAUCAUCGCAGUUAUAGACGCAACUUUUGCAGUCGCGAAAAGAAAGCCUGUAAAAAAUUAGGCUUGAACAGGGUUCGAAUCCUUGACUUCUGCGAUACCGGUGCAGCGCUCUACCAAUUGAGCAUAGAAGCCAACUGGGAGCAGGUCGUUGAAUUGGUUCGUUAUAGACCCGUGAAAGGAUGAUGAUGAAGUUUUGAAUAUUUGAAAAUCAUAUACGUGAACUGCGGGGUGAAGAGUUAUACGAAAAUUUUUUCAGGCUGCCUUUUCGCAACUGCAAAACUUGCGUCUAUAAUUGCGAUGAUCUUCUUUUAUAUAAUUCUUCACCCCGCAGUUUGCAUAAUUAUAUGAUUUUCAUAUUCAAAACUUCAAUAUUUUUUGUUUUAACAUUUUGGCCGCUUUAAUUUUAAAGAAUUUAUCUUUUCAUUAUAUAGAAUAUAUGCUCCAGUAACCCGUGUUUUAACAACGGGAAGUGCCUGAACGGAUUCACUGAUAAGAAAUAUCUCUGCUUGUGUCCAGAGGGUAUUGGUUAUACUGGUGAAAACUGCAAUAUAGGUAAGAAUGAUAGGACUAACGUACUCGUUUAAACGUGAACAGGAUCCCCAAUCGCGGCUGUGAUAUGCAUAUCCCCAUAAGAAACACACAUUUAAAGGUAACGGUUCCCCUAUCUUAAGGAGCCAAGACCCCGACUGGAAAUUUAAUGGGAUAAUAUUCAGUUAUCCCUAAACUGCAUGUCUCUCGUAUUGUGCUAUUGCUUUCAAUUUAGCGAUGAUUGGAAAUGAAUAUUAUAUACUCUGUUUUUAAUUUUACUCUGCGAGGAGAGGUUUUGUAGGCAUAGCGCAUUUACGAAUGUUGGAUCCGUCUCUUAAUGUCUUCGUUAAACAGGUGUUUGAUUGGUGUGAAGCCUAGACGGUCUCUAUCACUCCGGAUCCCCACUAAUAGUUGACUAGUGGUCAGAAGAUUCGCCAUUUAAGUUUUGCACUUGGAUUCCAUAGGUUCCUAAGCUGGAGUGAACUUGUUCUAACAAAGAUCAGCUCCAAUCCUCCUAUCCAGGGUUAGCUACCAUGACAACAGCUUUGCUACCGAGGUUCUCUCCUACUACUGCACCCUGGAAACGAGGUUGUCAUAAAAACAAUCUCGUUCCCGAGGCUCUCUCUUACUCGUCCCCUUGAAGCGAGUUCGCCAUGCAUGACAAUUCACAAUUUCUCAUAAUGAUGCCUUGUUUGCAACGUAAUAGUAGAAUAGUAGAGGAGACUGUUUAUCAUAAAAAAAACGCAGGCACAAAUCAGGGAAGUAAACAAUGUGGUGCUGAGGAAUAUAUCAGAAGCUUACUGAUAGUGUACAGAAUCUAUUCUUUUCUGUUCACACAUUGUACUAAAUAAAUUACAGAGACAUAUCUAUUGGUCAGUUAGCUAAAAAUAAUUAUAACAUCGCUAUUAAGGUUGUGCACGGAGUGAAAAGUCCAAAGAGCGAACCUUAGUCUUAGCUAAAUCCGUCGGUCGUCAUUAUUAAGUUUGAAGUGAACCCAGGAUUGGCGUUAAACGUACUUUGAAGCGAUACUUCGCCCUUGAUUAAUAGUCUUUAUACUGCCUUACUCUCUUUACUGUAUAUUAGCACAUUUUAUGCAUGCACGUAGUCUAUUAUUAUCACCAACAUCAUCUUUUUGUUUUUCGUAACGUUGUUGUUUCGUGGUUAGACAUCAACGAAUGCGAGGACGGCAGCCAUAACUGCGACAGGGAUGCAAACUGUACAAACACUUCUGGCUCCUUUAUUUGUACCUGUAAUCCGGGACUUGUGGGAAAUGGACGAUCACGCACAGGUAUAAUGAUUCUUGUAAGCAUCGAUCACAAAUAACCAGGUUAAAACCGUAUUAUUUGCAGCACUAUUAACCAAAAUUUACGAUGAGCUCAUUUCGUAAAUUAGGAUAGGAACAAAAGUUUCACGAGGUGGAAAGAAUACUUCAUGGAAAGUGCGCGCCUACGGAAUUUACGUGGUCAAAAAUCAAACGAGUGAGCGUAUGUGCGUAAAUACCGUAAAAAGCACUUUCCAUGUGGUAUUGUGCACGUGUUUAUUAUAUACAUACUCACAUUACAUACAUUCUCACGCGUGUAAAAUCAUCGUUCGCGAUUUUGAUUAGACCUAUCACGUUUAUUACUUUUGAAAGAAAUCGUUCUUUCCAUUGAUUCGCAGAACUCGUUGGCUUAUGAAGAUUUACGACAUAGUUUUUCAGUAAGUAAAUCUCAGUCUGUCUUUAAUAAUAUGUUUUAUCAUUUUGACUCAGAUUUUGAUGAAUGCAGCAACGGAAGUCAUGACUGCCACGAGAAUGCAACAUGUUUUAAUACCGCUGGAUACUUUGAAUGCAUAUGUAACCCAGGGUUUACCGGAGAUGGGCGUAUAUGUGCAGGUAAUAUAAUUGCGUGUCUUUUUUUUUCUCAACUUUUUGUUGAAGCAACGCACAUCAUCCAUUGUUCAGGGUAAGAGACUCAAUAUUCCUAUCAUUAACUUACACCCAGACCGACAAAAUACAUCGUAUAAAAAAAUUGUCUCUAUACUGUUUCUUUAGUAUGAGAAAUACAAAAAAGGAAGAUCAUGAGAAUCAAUUAACCGCAUUUUGUUCAUGAUGUAAAUACAAAAGGCUGUGACGUCAUCGGCGUUACUGUAUUCCUAAGUAAGUUCAUGAGAUUUCUGCCCAAAUAAGGGAGUAAUACAUCCCUACUAUACUACUUUCCUUCUAUCAUUGCACAUAAGCACAUAUCGACGUUCUAGUCGAGCAGUAUGCAGAAUGUUUGUCGCAUAAACCUAGUUUAGUGGCUUAGCUCAGAGUCUUCUGUAGCUUAGUGAAAGAGCAUCUGGACUAGCCAACCUAACGGAGAUGGUUUGGAAAAACGAAAGGUUUGAACAAACGAAGGUUUGCUUGCUAUUGGCAGUACUCGGAUUUUUUCUUCCGAGCCGCUAAUGUCAGUGACUGAACAAAAUCAUCUCUAUCAGCCUAAAUAUAUGAUAGUCUUAAUUUGUGCUUACAAAUUGUCAUAUAUCCUGUAUGAAGUCAUGGCUUGCGUUUUUCAACUAUAUUGCUUUAUUUAAACGUCGUCCUUAUAAACUUUGGUUUGGAAUAUGUCGUAACCGGUUUUUUUAUGUUUCCACUUUUAAUCAAGAUUGUGCCAUCAAUCUGCGCCACUUUCAACAAUACCAAGGUUUGCCGACUAAAGGGGCUCAUGAUGUUCAACAUUUUAGUAUCAAUGGAAGUCUGUUUCUUGCCUUCGCGAACUAUUUCGAUGACGUUGAACGAUGGAGAACAAGCUCUUUUAUCUACAAAAUGAACCCUUCAACGGAUCAGUUUGUUCUUUACCAAACCAUAGACAUUGUUGGAGCCUUUGACGUUGAGUAUUUCAAUAUUGGUAAUAAACAUUAUUUAGCCAUUGCUAGCCACAAUAAUGGUAUCACCUACCGCUUGGAUUCUCGUAUUUUGCAGUGGAAUGGAAACCAGUUUGUCCCUUUCCAAAGUAUUGCAACAAACGGGGCAGCAUCAUUUACGUUUUUUAAGAUAAUGGAAGAAUCGUUUCUCGCUGUUUCGAACUUUUAUAACGACACUUCACACUCUAUCAGCUCAAUUGUGUACAAGUGGAACAUUAACAAGUUUGAAAAAUACCAGGAGAUAGAGACUGAGGGGGCAUUAUCAGGUGCAGCACUUGAAAUACACAACGAAACAUUCUUUGUUUUUGGGAACUUCGUUAAUGCUAAGCAUGGGCACUCCGUAAAUUCUACCGUUUAUAAAUGGUCUGGUCGGUACUUUGCCAAAUUCCAGUCACUGGAGUCGUUUGGAGCAUGGCAUGUGGAAUUU